Messenger RNA from Pteronotus mesoamericanus, 756 nucleotides. Its product is annotated as ferritin heavy chain-like. Gene Ontology annotation, molecular function: ferrous iron binding; ferric iron binding. Gene Ontology annotation, cellular component: cytoplasm. Bases 1 to 756 code for a protein of 251 amino acids. Gene Ontology annotation, biological process: iron ion transport; intracellular iron ion homeostasis. The transcript has a single exon. The record is from RefSeq and is a predicted model, not a curated record. NCBI's taxonomy places the organism in Eukaryota, Metazoa, Chordata, Mammalia, Chiroptera, Mormoopidae.
AUGGGGAUGAUCCGGGGCUCGCGAAGCCGCCGCCUUCACCCACGCCGCUGCCCGCCCCGCAGCCCGCCGCUCAGCCCUCGUCAUGGCGCUUUGUUGGCCUUCUUGGCCGGAGGGCCAGACCCGGUAGCCCUGCUGCCUCUACUUCCAGCCCUGGUUCCUGUGCCUCCUGUGGUGGGGACCCCGCCACCCCCACCACCGCCGCCGCCGCCGCCGCCGCCACCGCCCUCAGAAGUGCGUCAGAAUUACCACCCAGAAUGCGAAGCUGCCCUCAACAAGCACAUCAACCUGGAGCUGCAUGCCUCCUACGUGUACCUGUCCAUGGCCUUCUACUUCGACCGCCAGGAAGUGGCCUUGAAGCACUUCGCUACCUUCUUCUUGUGGCAGUGGAGGGAGGAAUGGGAGCAAGCCCAGACGCUGAUGCGGCUGCAGAACCAGCGAGGGGGUCGCAUCCACCUGGGCGAUAUCCGGAGGCCUGACCGAAGCCACUGGGAGAGCGGCCAGAGGGCCAUAAAAAUCGCCUUGCAAAUGGAGAGAAUGGUGAACCAGAGCCUGCUCAAUCUAUUCCACCUGGCUAGAAGCAAGAAUGACGCCCACCUGUGUGAUUUCCUGGAGCGUCACCACUUGCGCCAGGAUGUGAAGUUCAUCAGAAACUUGGCAGAAAGUGUCGUCAACCUGCGCAAGCUAGGGGCCCCGGAAUCUAGCCUGGCAGAGUACCUCUUUGGCCAUCUCACCCUCGGUGACAGCACGGAGAACUGA